Messenger RNA from Penicillium samsonianum, 327 nucleotides. RefSeq names its product ankyrin repeat domain-containing protein. NCBI's taxonomy places the organism in Eukaryota, Fungi, Ascomycota, Eurotiomycetes, Eurotiales, Aspergillaceae. Bases 1 to 327 code for a protein of 108 amino acids. The transcript has a single exon. The record is from RefSeq and is a predicted model, not a curated record. Gene Ontology annotation, molecular function: protein binding.
AUGAAGUUUUGCAUUAGACUAGUUUUUGCAUUAGACCAGUGCGGCCCAACACCCGCUACUGGGUGUUGGGCCGUGCUGGGCCGAGUACUGCUAGAGAGAGGAGCCGAUGUCAACGCCGAGGGUGGAGUUUACGGCAAUGCCCUCCAGGCUGCUUGUGCUAGAGGACACGACAAGAUUGCCCAGAUACUGCUAGAGCGAGAAGCCAAUGUCAACGCGGAGGGUGGAGUUUACGGCAAUGCCCUCCAGGCUGCUUAUGCUGGAGGAUACGACAAGAUUGCACAGAUACUGCUAGAGCGAGGAGCCGAUGUCAACGCCGAGGGUGGAUAG